AUGCGCAACAAAGUACUGGUAGGCAAGUCCUCACCUCGUCCUCACGUGCAGGUUAAUAACCACGGGCGAAUUAACUCGCCCGGCGAUGGCAUCCGUGUAGCCAUGGCGAAGAACACGAGCAAGGCGGCAAGUCCUACCGCCGCCUCCGGUGUGAGCUGUGACGUGGACGACGGAGACGAAGCGAACGAGGACGACGCCGAGGAGGAUUGGUCGGAGAACGGCCACGACGACAGCGCUUCAGGCGACGAUGUAGGUCCUGCUGACAUCGAGGAGGACGACUGGUGGAAUCGGCCGGUCGGGAGCGACGACGAGGUGGAAGAGUGGCAUGCUGGUGAUUCCGACAACGACGGAGGUAAAGAUGCGCAUGGUAACAACGCGGAGGCAGCGGCGGAUGCACAGGAAGCGGCGGUGGAUGCGAAUGAGGAGGCUGACGACGAGGCGGGGGCGGAACUUGAGACAUUUGCGCCUGCGGAUGCGGCCGCAGUUGCGGAUGCGGAAGGCGAGGAAGGCAGCGACGACGACCCAUGGAGCUUUGGGACCGACGACGACGUCCCGCUACUGAAGCGGAGGCUGCGCCAUCGCUUACAGUCCAAGUCAAAGCGGGCCCGCGUGGUGCUGUCUGACGACGACGGUCCGGGGGAGGAGCGUCGCCCGAUACUCACCGCUGCGGAGAAGGGGAAAGCCAAGGUCGCGGAAGCCCCUGCUAAGGCCCCUGCUAAAGCCCCUGCUCGUCGCCGCACAAGCAACAAGAAGCUGACAUCCGACGGAGACCCGGGAUCUAGCAAGGGUGCGGCUAAGAAGAAGGCGAAGAAGGCGCCGAAUCCUGACGACAUCGUCGUGAACGAGCCGCUGGGCAGCGACGAUGAGUACGUGGCGGCGGCGGGCCCGAUUCCCACGUUCCCUGAGAAGGACAACGGGUGGAUGGACGAGACCGCUGUGCAGACCUGGCUGUCCAAGGAGGUGCUGCCCCAUCUGAACCCCCAGCGCGGCCAGAACGCAAGGCGGGCGAUGCUGGUGUUGGACUCCUACCGCAGUCACAUCACCCAGACCAUGCUUCAGUCGUACCGCACGCACAGCAUCACCCCUGCAGUCAUCCCAGCGGGUUGUACGAGCCAGAUUCAACCCCUGGACGUCUCCAUCAACCGGUGCUUCAAAGCUGCUGUGCGAGCGCGCUACGCAAGGUGGUUCAUGCGUGAAGGGAUUCACCUGAAGACGAAGAAGGUCCCCAAGCAGAUCAUCAUCGACGCGUUCCGCCACUGUGGGAUCUCGAGCAAGCUGGACGGAACAGAGAACCACCUGGUGAUGUCUCACCUGCUCGCUAGGAGCACCACCGAUGUCUCCGCGGACAUGUCUCUCGGGGGGACCACAGGCGACAACACGCGCCUGCUCAGUCGGGCUCCAGAGGAGGAGGAGGAGGAGGCGAUGCAGGCGGAGGGCGUGCGGGAGGUGGCCGUGGCAACCGGCCUGGAGGUGUUGUACCAGGAGACCCCCAACUACCGCGGAGCGACGGCCGAGACUGACCGCAUGAUCGAGCCUAGGGAGACGGCUAGGCAUGCGUGGCGAGUGCCAAACCUGGGUGUAGAGCCUGAUGUUAGUGCAGGUGAGGAGGCGGUGACUGAGGGCGGUUAG
Closterium sp. NIES-65 is the source of this 1629-nucleotide messenger RNA. The record is from the annotation of a GenBank genome assembly. Lineage: Eukaryota; Viridiplantae; Streptophyta; Zygnematophyceae; Desmidiales; Closteriaceae.